AUGUCACCAUUCUUGUGUCAAAAUUCAAAUCAUGAUCAAGGAAAAGAGUUUGUAAACUCUGUGUCUACAGAAAUGCAUCGCCUUACUGGAGUUCAUCAGCGGCUGACAAGCACUUAUCAUCCACAAGCAAAUGGUUUUAUCGAAAAACAGAAUGAAACCAUCAAAAGAAAGCUUCUUAAAGUUCUACAACGAAAGCCUGAUGGAUGGCCAAGAUGUCUUGAGCCCCUGCUAUUUGCUCAUCGUGCAACUGUACAUCGAUCAACAAAGAUGACACCAUUUUUCCUAAUGUAUGGGAGACAUCCAAUAUUGUCUGUAGAUGUUGCCAUCUUCUUAGAUAGUGAUGAUACUACUGUUGACAACUCCAAUUCUAUUCAUGAAGAUGAUGAAGAAAUCUGGGAGUUUGAUGAAGAUGAAGUGAUGAAAUUGACGGAAGGAAUGCUGAACAUUAAAGAAAAGACUCAUGAUGCAGCUCACAACAUCAACGGCCCAGGCAACAUUCUAUUUACUGAAAAUUCUCAUCUUAUAUCCUUGGUACAUUUGAAAAAUAAAUAUACAAUUACUGAUAUUCUAGCAAAAAAAAAGUUAUAA
Macrobrachium nipponense is the source of this 588-nucleotide messenger RNA. RefSeq lists its product as uncharacterized. Gene Ontology annotation, biological process: DNA integration. Gene Ontology annotation, molecular function: nucleic acid binding. NCBI's taxonomy places the organism in Eukaryota, Metazoa, Arthropoda, Malacostraca, Decapoda, Palaemonidae. The record is from RefSeq and is a predicted model, not a curated record. The coding region runs from base 1 to 588 and encodes 195 amino acids. The transcript has a single exon.